Messenger RNA from Closterium sp. Naga37s-1, 498 nucleotides. NCBI's taxonomy places the organism in Eukaryota, Viridiplantae, Streptophyta, Zygnematophyceae, Desmidiales, Closteriaceae. The record is from the annotation of a GenBank genome assembly.
AUGCGCACUGAGUCCCCCCGCGAGAGCUGCUGCCGCUUCUUCCCAUCGAACGACACCCAGCAGUUGCUGCGUGCAUCGGCAGGCACCUGGCAGGGAUUCACAAGGGACGAGAGAGGGAGGAAGAAGGGAAGUGUGAAGAAGAGAAACAAGGGCGCCAGGGGUGGAGUCGAGAUACCUCUGGCCAGGGAAGGGCCGUGCGGGUGCGGAAGGACUCACUCGGAGUUCAAGGAGGGCGGAGGGACUCACUCGGAGCUCGAGGAGGGCGGAGGGACUCACUCGGAGUUCAAGGAGGGCGGAGGGACUCACUCGGAGUUCAAGGAGGGGGGAGGGACUCACUCGGAGUUCAAGGAGGGCGGAGGGACUCACUCGGAGCUCAAGGAGGGCGGAGGGACUCACUCGGAGCUCAAGGAGGGCGGAGGGACUCACACGGAGCUCGAGGAGGGCGGAGGGACUCACUCGGAGUUCAAGGAGGGCGGAGGUGAUAGAAUUGGAACUUAA